This is a messenger RNA of Wasmannia auropunctata (little fire ant), 3166 nucleotides long. RefSeq lists its product as uncharacterized. Bases 850 to 2598 code for a protein of 582 amino acids. NCBI's taxonomy places the organism in Eukaryota, Metazoa, Arthropoda, Insecta, Hymenoptera, Formicidae. Gene Ontology annotation, molecular function: peptidase activity. Gene Ontology annotation, biological process: protein modification by small protein removal. The record is from RefSeq and is a predicted model, not a curated record. The transcript has 14 exons.
GAAUACCGCGCGAAUCGAGUUGGUCGAGCUAGAGCUCCUCCGAGUUGUUCCUGAGGGAUCCUUGCUGCUUGACGCCUGGACGUUGCCGAGAGAAGAAUGUUACGAUCAAACGACGUGCAAAUGACGAUAAAUCCAUGACAAUGCAGAGAUCGUGUGGGAUGGCUGGCGAACGUCGGAGAGGUGGCCGGCGGUAGCCGCUGCUUAUGACCCUCUUACCUCUUUACCGUUUCUUCCUGCCAAGAACGACUACCGCGCCGUGAGGGACCCCGCGGCCCCGCGGAGGCCGCGUACUCCGAUGAGGAUUUCGGCGCGAUCAGUUUGCAUUUGCUAGCCGGUAGUCAUCUAGCGCGAGAGGCGCACCCCGGGACCGCUCCUCGAGAAACCCGCUCCCGCCUUUACGCGCGCGCGUCAAGUUUUCUUGUCGUCGUCGUCGUCGUCGUCGUCGUCGUCCAGCAUCAACCGCGUCGGCUUCUCGUCCACGGUCGAUCCGCCGCUUCGCCCAGGAGUUCGCCCGCCGCUUUCGUCCCCCUCCUUCCCGCGGAGGUCGUACCCGAUAAUCGAUCCACCUGUUAAGCCGUCAAUGAGAGCAGGAAGAUCGCGUCAAACGAUUCAUGGAUGAAAACGAAGAAACUAUAUAACUGUAGCUUCUACAAUAUAUGUAUACACGUAGACGCAUCUAAAUCGCUGACUCACUGCGGCUUUAUCGCCACACGGUGAAACUCCGGUGAAACUCGUCAUUACUACGUCAAAUUAGACAAUUUCUCUACGAGAAACUGAACGAUUUUGCACGGCGACAGAAAAGGCAUUUGCUCUGAUCACGGAGACACGACAUAGAAAAGAGCUGGUAAGAUGGAGGAGGAAGAUGUGAGGACGGCAGUGGAGCUGUACAUUUACGAUCUUACCAAGGGAAUGGCCACGAUGAUGUCGCGAAUACUUAUCGGUCGUCAGUUGGACGGAAUAUGGCACACAGGGAUAGUCGCAUACGGAAGGGAGUACUUCUUCGGCCCGGCCGGCAUCCAGAGUGUCCGACCCGGUGGCACGGAGUUACGGGAUCCGCAGAGGAUCGAGAAGCUCGGCGAGACUUACCUGCCCUACCCGGUCUUCCUGGAGUACAUAAACGGCCUGGGGACUUCCACGUUUGCACCGGGCACAUACAAUCUUUUCAAGCACAAUUGCAAUUCCUUCACCGAGGAAGUCAGCAACUUCCUGGUAGGCAAGGGCAUUCCCAAGUAUAUUCUUGAUCUACCAGAAGAAAUAUUACAAACACCUAUCGGACAAGCUUUAGGACCAUUGAUAGAAACAUUAAGCAGUAGCUCGAGUGCUGGAUUUACAGUCGGUCAGAGAUUCGUCGAGCCGCUAGGCUCGGUCCAGAGGGAAGCUUCGCCGGAAUAUCAACUCCUAAAUACAGCCAUCGAAGAAGCAAGGUUGAAUUCGAUCGCGUUAGAGGAACGGAGGAACGUCAUUAACGAGAAGUUAGCGAAGAAAGACCGGAAGAAGAAAAAGAAGAAAAAGGAGAAGAAAGAUAAAGGUAGCAGGGAGGCCACCGGCAGCGACAGCAACAGUACCGGACCGAGCAAUUGCUGCGCAGAUAUGGCGGAGAACGAGAGUGCAAUCGGGGAGACGCAGCAGCAGGCAGCUAAUGGAGAAAACGCGCCUGCGGAGAUGCUACCGUCUGAGCGAGUGAUGCAGAUGGAGGAGGAUGAGAAGCGCGAGCAAGAAGAGAAGAAACGCCGUCGAGAUCCACCGAUAGUAUUCAAAGACCUGAUAGAUGUGCGAAUGGAGUACGAAGGUUUGGUGAACGCCCUCAAAGGGAAGUUGAACGACGAGGAACAAACGUGCCUGGAUGAACUGCGGCAAUACGUCUUGGAGGACGAGGGUUCCUGGGCUCUAGGCGAUAACUUCUUGAACUUCGUUGGUCGAGUACUCUACGAUAAAUCGCUAGACAGUGACGUGCGAGUAAAACUGUUGAAUGUGCUGUCCGUCGCUGCACUGAAGGACGAUGUGAUUCUGUUGUUGCACCAAGACAGGCGGGAGCACAUCAUCAUGACUUAUGCCUUCGACAUCGAUCGGCAUCCGCCGGAGGAGCAACUUCCACUCGCACAGUUUUUGGCAAAUAUGUUCGAGAAUCUCAGUAGCUCGGAAUGGCUGCUCUACAUAUCAGAGUGGCAGCAUCAGGAUCAGAACAUCAGCAGCAAUAUUAGCAACAUAAGGGUGACGACCAAGGUUGCGGUGCACUCGCUGCUCUCAAAUUCGGAAGACCUGCAGAUCCGCGGUGCGGCCAUCAUCCACAACCUUGCCUGCAAGGAGAAAAUGAACAAAAGCAAAAAUCUGCGGCGACUUUUACCGAAAGGCAGCAUUUCUAAGGUGUUCGACGACGUCGCAGUGGAGCUGACGAUGGCGUUGCUGCAAUAUUUCAACGGCAGUCCCGCGGAGGAGCAGCUGUACACGUGCAUGAAGUCGCUGGCCCGCUUCACGCAGAUCAGCGGCCAAGAGGUGCCGCAGCUCAUACAGAUGAUCGGACCCGAACCGAACAAAUUCAGGGGUACCUCUCAGAGGAUUGACGAGCAGAUCGAACAAGUUAACAAGAAGCUACGCUAAAUGUCGACCAUCUGCGAAAAUGUCGUGUUUACAAGUGUGAGAUAAAACCGGACACGCUUCCAUUAUGUUUAAAAUGGAUUUUUAGAAAUUCUAUCGAGUCAUAUUUAAUAUUAUUAUUAUAUAUUAUUAUUUAUGAAGAUUAAUUAUUGUUGUCAUUUUAAUAUUAUUGUACGUAUAUUAUUAUUAUUAGAUUGCGUGAGACGCCGCAGCGUUUCUUUAACUUCACUUUACACUUUUUUAUUCGACACCUUUUCUUUUUGUAGAUAAUUAAAGAGUAACACGAUUUUACGCGACACCUUGCCGUUCUACGCGAAGCGGUGAAAGAUAGGAAUGAAACGCGUGUGGCGCGAUUACGCGCCCGCCAUGUGCGCCACUAUCUCCCGAUUUAAAAAAUUCUGACUGGUAGCGUUAGAAGAUUUCGACGAAAUCUCCAAAUUAGCUGUAUCGGUGUAGUAACGGUGUGUCGCUUACGCACGUAAGCGACACGCCGUUGUCGCGCUCUACCGAUUAUACGUCCGUUCUUCGUACGACGCUUUUCGUCGAUGCGAAAUAAAAUUUUGGCAACAAA